This is a messenger RNA of Blepharisma stoltei, 605 nucleotides long. The record is from the annotation of a GenBank genome assembly. NCBI's taxonomy places the organism in Eukaryota, Ciliophora, Heterotrichea, Heterotrichida, Blepharismidae.
AUGGAUACAAUCAACUCAACAUAAUAUCCCACUUUAAUUCAGAACAAUUUUAAAUUUUUCUCAAUAAAAGUUUUAAAAUUUAAAAAUUUAAAUAGAAUGCAAUAUUUCGAAUUUUAAUUUAUUUUUAUUAAGAAAUAAUAAAAAAAUCUAAUUAAUUCAGUAUAAAACUUGUAUAUGAUAUUUUAUUGCACCUCUUCCAUUAAAUUAGGCCAAAACUUGUUAUUUAAAAAUUAGUAUUUUAUCUAUAAUAUUACCAUUUAGAAUCAAUGAUUUGUUCCAAUUAAAAGGAGGGUUAAUAUACCAAAAAAAAUAGAAAAUUUACCAAUAUUUUGUUCUAAUUGAAGUGGGAGAGUUAUAGCAUGGAGGAUAAAAUCAGUAUAGACAGCAUUGAUGGAAAUGUAACAGAAAAAUCUCCAUCAUUGGCUAACCAAUGUCUUAGUGAGAGUCAAACUCAUAAUUUAGAAACUACCAAGGCUGAGAGUGUUCAUCGCACUCUCGUAUCUAUUCUGGUUAACGAGAAUAAAUCAAUUAAAUCGUUCAGCCACAGCUCGAGCCCAAAAGUUGAGAAAAGAAAAUCUGCUUGUCUUAACUGCAAUGUAUUUUAA